Messenger RNA from Lachancea sp. 'fantastica', 225 nucleotides. The record is from the annotation of a GenBank genome assembly. Lineage: Eukaryota; Fungi; Ascomycota; Saccharomycetes; Saccharomycetales; Saccharomycetaceae.
AUGAGAAGCAGAAGACCACCCCACAACACCCUAGAUCGCCCCGUCGUGAUGCACGCCGGUCAACGCCAACACGUCUCCGAAGACGAGAUUCUACAGUUUUUAGCCCAGUUCAUCCAAGAGCGCGAGACUGACGGCGACGCAGAUGCAACCGGCGCCGUCGCACAACUCCGCAGAAUAGAACGCGAUUUCAAAGGGCUGCCGCCCGCCGUGCUGGACACUCAAUAG